Stylonychia lemnae is the source of this 3216-nucleotide messenger RNA. Lineage: Eukaryota; Ciliophora; Spirotrichea; Sporadotrichida; Oxytrichidae. The record is from the annotation of a GenBank genome assembly.
AUGAGUAGAUCUGUAACACCCUAGAAAGGAACUAACAAAAGAAGCAUGAUCAGAGAUGUAUCAACUACUUAGAAGGAAACAAGUACAAAUACUGGCACGAUAAAUGAUGGAAACGGUAUAGGUUUAAGGGAUCUCUCUAAAACUGGGCUGGAUUAGUACAAUCAAAGCUUCUAAAAAGAAGAUCUAUAUUCUUAAAAAGUCAUGUCUAAUGAAAUCAUGCCAUUCAUCAUCAGAGAUAAUAGAUCAAUACCUACAAUAAGAAAUCCUAAGUUGCCUUCUAUAAUUAGUAAUAGAAAUAAUCUACUUGGGCUGAGUAACUAUCAAACUGUAAAUGCCAGUAAUUAUGAGAGAAAAUAAACUAAAAGCGGUUACGAUGAUGUCAAAUAAAGUGCCAUCAAGAUGCUAAACUUGGACAAAGCAAACAAACUAGUAAUAUUAUCCUUAAGUAUUAAUAAUCCUCUAUAGAUGUAAAAAUCCUACAGAGAAAUAAUGGAUACUGUAAGACACUAAACAAAGAAAUACAAUUUAGAUGAAUCAUUAGAAAACCUUCAUAAUGACUUCUCUACAAGUAUCCAUAAUCAGUCUAGUCUUGAAAAGCUCGACUCGAUUGCUGAUAUAUAAAGCAUUCAGAGCAAGUUAUUUAAAGCUUUUGAGACUUAAAAAGACUAAGUAAACUAAUAAUUGAUUUAAGCAAAACAAGAACUAGAUUUAAAGGACAAAGAACUUUUAAGAAUUAAAAGUUUACUGAUCUCUGAAUCCUAGCUUUUCAAUAACGAGCAGAACUAAAAGGAACUUGAGAAUGAAGUUCUUAACUUUCUUUAGUAAAACUAAAUGACUUUGAAGUAGUCUCAAGAAACCAAAGAAUAAAUUAGGGAAUAGCUGCAAAAUCUACUCAAGGAAACUAAUUACAGUGGGGCUUAGACGACACUCAAGGAAGUACAUACAUUCCUAAAUAUCUAAAAGAAAUUUGCAAUAGAUGUACCAGUUGAAGCAUCGAUAGUAGGAGAUAAGAGACAGAUAUUGGAGACGAAUAAUAUCAUGCUGAAUGAUCUGGCUAAUGAUUUAGAUGUCAGGUUUAAAGACACUUAGAGGCAAACUGCAAAGAAGAUACUUUAGAGAUUUUUCAAAAAGAACCCCACAAGGGAAAUAGAAGUACAAACUCAGAGUGAGGAACAGCUCAUAGAGAAUCUAAAGUCUCAGAUGAUAUAGAAGGAGGAAAUUAUAAAAGUAUAAAGAGAGGAGCUUGUGAAUUAAACAUUUCAAAUUAAAAGUUUAGACAGUAAAUUAAACCAGAAACUGGUUAAAGUUGAAACUCUUAAUGGGGAAAUUAAAAAACUCAAUCGAUAGAUUGAAGACUUCCAAGAGGAGCAAGAAAGACUCUCAAAGGAGCUGUAGCAUAAGCAUAAUAAUCUUAAAGACAAAGAAGACGAUGAGUAUGAAUUAAAAAAGAAGAUAGAUGAGUAAACUGAUGAUAUCAUGAGACUAGAAGAAAUGGUGUUUAACUUUAGAAAAUAACUGAGAUUGAUAGCUACUACAGGUGUUAUACCUGUUGAAUAAAUAAUGAGCGAGGAAGUGUAGCCAAUAAAGCAACUGCCUAAAUUCAAUUAACCUUAUCAUAACAGAUAAUUUAGCAAAGCUAGUUAGCUCCAAGGAGUAAGUGAUGGCAGCUAUAAUGAUGAAGAAUAUGCUUCUGAGAGCGAGAGUUCUGCAUAUUUAGACAGAAAGAAAAAAGUAAAUAAAAAGGCUGAAUAAGAGAAAGUCAGAAGAGAAUCCAUUAGAAGGACGAAGGUCAAGCAAAAUAAGCUUGCAGAUAGUAGUAUUGCUAGUGAAAGAUUCAAUUCAUCUCUUGAUUCUAGGUAAAACUAAUAUAGUUCUCAGGCUCAAGGCGAGAGUAUGCCUUAGAUUCAUCUUACUAAAUAUCAAAGCUCAAUGAAUUAAACACAGCAAAAUCAGGCCCUUGUUGUAAGAAUAAUUGAUGAAAAGUAGCAUUCUUUUUAGCCUCAAACUACUAAUUCGAUUAGCAUUUAAAAUCAACAGCAACCAAAUCAUCAAUAGAAUUCCUAUAAUAAAAGUCCAUAAUAAAGAUAAGAGGUAAAACAGACUGUUUAAAAUUCUAGCUUAAAGAAAGAUAAUAUUUUGUAAAAAAAUAGCUAGCCUCAAUAGAAAUUUAAUAAAUAAGCUCACUAAGGCAAGUCAUAGCAGCCUGUUCAGAAGUAAAACAAAUCAUAAGCAUUAGUUUAAGAAACUAAUCCAUAAAAUCUGAUCGAAUAGGCAUCAUAAUAGUAAUAAGCAUAAGUGAAUGAUUAGUUUGACUAGAAUAAAUAGGAAAUCUUAAUAAUUUAAGAGCAUAAUAAUCCAGAUUAAACUAUAAUUAUAGACAAACAAUAAGAGAGGCAAAAUAAAUCAAAGCAAAUCAAGAAUAGAAACAUUCUUACUAACUUAAAUAACAGCAUGGAUUCAAUUCUCUAGAAUAACAAUCAUAUGAAUUUUGAUGGUAUCAAUAAUUAGUCGCAUGAUACUUUAAGAGAAAGAAGCAGAAAUGUACAAUAUGAAGCACAAUCAACUUUCAGCAUCAGUGAAAUGAAUACGAAAACUUAUAACAGUAGGCCGAAAGUUAUUCUAAAUUAAAUCAGACAUGAAUUAGAUCUUAGUGAGUUAAAGUUAGAACAGUUCCUACUCUCUAGAAAGAAGAUUUACAUUCAGAGUCAAAAGGAUUAGUCAACUCAGUGUAUACAACAAAAUCUCAAGGCACUUACUUAAAAGACAUCAGGAACCUAAACAAAUAUUACAGGCUAAGUUCAUUAGAAAAAGCAGAUGUAAAGCUAAGAAAUCUAGGUGAAUACACGAGAACUAGAACAAUUAGAGAAAAGAGAGUUACUUUACAUUUAAAACAUUGAGAAGCUUUACGCUUCAAUCAAGAAACCCUCAAUGCAAGGGGAUAGUUACUUCGCUGCAGGUGGUAGCUUCUCAACUCAUUCAAAGCCUGCUCAUGCUGAGUUUAAUGGCCUAAAUGAACAUUCUAUCCUGAGACCCACAUAGGAUUCAAAUAAUAAGAAAAAACUUAGUCUCAAGAUUCAAGUUAAAAAUGCUAUCGGAGGUGGUGAUGCAUUCACCAAACUGGAAAGUGAUCGCUUUAAUAGAAAGGAUAAUAGCGUUGAACGGGCAAAUAAAUACCUAGAUCAUGAUGAUAAUUUUUCAACACUAAAGUUACAAUGA